Molecule: messenger RNA, 2053 nt
Organism: Pygocentrus nattereri (red-bellied piranha)
Lineage: Eukaryota; Metazoa; Chordata; Actinopteri; Characiformes; Serrasalmidae
Gene: derl1
Product: derlin 1
Exons: 8
Coding region: 1-777 (258 amino acids)
Biological process (GO): endoplasmic reticulum unfolded protein response
Cellular component (GO): Hrd1p ubiquitin ligase ERAD-L complex; endoplasmic reticulum membrane
Molecular function (GO): ubiquitin-specific protease binding; misfolded protein binding
Source: RefSeq, a predicted model, not a curated record
AUGUCGGAUAUCGGGGACUGGUUUAAAAGCAUCCCUUUCAUCACUCGUUACUGGUUCGCGGGCUCCAUUGCGGUGCCUCUUAUCGGGAAGCUGGGAUUAAUCAGCCCGGUGAACCUCGUGCUGUGGCCAGAAUCUUUCUUCCAUAAGUUCCAGAUAUGGAGACCUUUCACUUCAACACUGUAUUUCCCUGUGGGCCCAGGAACAGGGUUUCUCUAUCUGGUCAACCUGUAUUUCCUCUACCAGUACUCCACCAGGCUCGAAACAGGGGCCUUUGAUGGAAGACCAGCAGACUACAUUUUCAUGCUCCUGUUCAACUGGAUUUGCAUUGUUAUAACAGGCUUAAUGAUGGAUAUGCAGCUCCUCAUGAUCCCUCUGAUCAUGUCCGUCCUGUAUGUCUGGGCGCAGCUGAAUCGAGACAUGAUUGUGUCCUUCUGGUUCGGUACAAGAUUCAAGGCCUGCUAUCUCCCCUGGGUCAUUCUGGGAUUCAACUACAUCAUCGGCGGCUCCAUUGUGAAUGAGCUGAUUGGAAAUUUAGUGGGUCAUCUUUACUUCUUCCUCAUGUUCAAAUACCCAAUGGACCUGGGCGGCAGAUCCUUCCUCUCCACUCCACAGAUCCUCUACCAGUGGUUCCCAAAUCGACGAGGUGGGGUGUCUGGAUUUGGUGUCCCACCAAGCAGGAGACCUGCGCCCCAGGACCAGGCAGGAGGAGGGGGUGGCGGCGGUGGCGGCGGCGGUCGUCACAACUGGGGUCAAGGCUUUCGGCUGGGGGAUGACUGAAGACAUCCUCCUGCAAAGCCUCAGAGGACACUGAUGCUUACUUAGAUACAUACUGAGACAUUGAUGCUGCAGAACACAAGUUUUAUACGUUUCAGGUUUUUGGUUUAGUUUUUGUAUCUCUCCUUCCAAGUGCAAAACAGAGUUAAAACGGAACUCCUCCAUGGAUUCACAGCGUGUUUGUUGACCUUCCUGCUCUUGAUGCAAUAUCGUAAGUCAUACUAUAAUUGAGUUUCCCUGUGCAGUGGACAGCCCUGCAGAAAUAGGUGCAGAGGUACUGUCCAGAGGACUUUUUUCAUUUUCCCAGAAUACAAGCAGAGGGUACACACUCUGGCAGUGUAUGCAGGCUUCAUUUUAUGUGCUUUCAUUUAAUACUUCAGUUGUUUUCAGAGGUUUGUCACAGUCAUGUUGAUUUGUCCAGUGCAGAAUCUUAACUUGUUCCUGUUUGGUAAUGGAAUUCUGAAGAUCUACAUGUCUUACGUUUGUAAUCGCUAAUUUUAUUAGUCAAAUGAUUUUGUUCAAGACUUAAGUUAACUAUUUUAACCUAACACAAAUCUUCACCCAGCGAAGGUCCUAACAUCUAAAACUUUGGUGCGUCUCUAGAAUAAGUAUUUCUAGAGCAUCCAAAUCCUAACUCCUAACAUGGAGUUUUACAGUUGUGAGUAAUCUGGACUGAGUCAUAAAUAGAGCUUGCAGAUGGAGCCAUGCAUGGUUCAGGCUGAUUAUUCAUAAAUAGUGCACAAAUGGUAGCUUAUCAUAAAGGCUCAACCAAGCUACAGAUAAACUGCCACAAACUAUAAACACUGAAGUCAUUAUUGCCUUAAAAUACUACCUGGGCAUUUAGCACUUGUAUAAUCAACCAUUGAAAUUCUUCUAAAUGAAAGCUACGGUAGGCAUGUCCCAAUGCAGUUCUGGAAGGCUACAGUACUGACUUUUCCCACUAAUCUGACACUUGAGUACUAAGUGCAUCAUUAAGCCCUUCAGUAAAAGAAUCUGGUAUUAGACCAGAAGUAGCAUGUCCACUGUUGUGGCCUUCCAGUGCUGGUGACUGUGUUUGAGGCUAUACACUGUAGCUCUGUGAAUCUGAUUGCUAUGGCAUAGUGUCUUAUCAGCUGUCAUUCAUUCUCUUGGAGAAAACUGAUUACAAAUGCUUGAAAUGAUGAGAAAAAUAGCCUAAAAUGAAAUUGGUGUGAUUGUGCAAGGCAGUCAUGUCAGUCAUAGGGCAACAUGUUGCCAAAAUCUUUUUCAAACAGGAAGUCAAAUAAAAUGUUACUGCUGU